CCCGCCGCCCUUUUCCCGGCGCAGGAUGGUUCCGGGCCAGAUGCGCGCCGGCGAGGAGCGGCUGAAGCCUGGCCAGAGGAGGUCGGAGGAGCUCCUCCCGCCCCCUGCGCCUCAGCCUCGUCUCACAGGCAACGGGGAGGCUGCAGCACUGGAGGCCAUGCCCGGCCGCCCCCGCUUGGCUUGUCCCUACUACCGGGCUGCGGUUCCGCUUACAGCGAAGGCGCUCGCGGGUUCGAACAGAGACAAAGAUAAAUCCAUGAGUAUCCCUAGACUACACACCUGGUCCAGAACGACCCCAUCCAGAACAGGCUUUUCUCUCUCUGACUGUCAACUUGGCAAAUGGAAGAGGAAUGGAACCACACAGAAUGUCUUGACAAGCCAGCAGGACCAGCUCAUCUACCCUGCGAGUCUCCUCUUGGCGGGUAUCUGGAACUCAGCUGUGGUCUGUGGGUGUCAACGUCUGGAUGGCACAGCCCUCAACCUGAGCCAGCAAGGCCCUUUUCAAGGUCUUAAGUACAUAUUCUGCAUCACUUAACAUGGUCCACUUAUGCCUUAAGUAGACAAUGUCAAAGAAUUCUGAGCAAACACUUCUUUUUACAUUUUAAUUCAUGGGUGGCCUGUGGAGUUCUAGAGAAUGCAAAGUCAGCAUGUACACUGUGACUCCUAAAUGAACAAAUGGGGAGGAUGGGGCACAUCUGGAAGGCAGGCGAGAGGCCUCCUCAAGGGCUAGCACUGCCUAGGUGAGCUAAGGCCUCACAGGCACCCCACUCAGACCCCCACCCCACAGCCCACCCUCUCGGCAUUUGGACUUGGCUUCCCUGCCAGAACAACCUCGUGCAUCAACUGCCAUGGCCAUUCCACCCCACCCCGCGCUGGACCAUGCCUCCAGCCUAGCCUUGUUACUUCACUGCGCUCCCACUCCCUCGCCACAAAUAAAUCAAGCAGCAAAGCAAGCCAUGUUGGGAUAGAAUCCAGAUGUUGCUGGCCACAGGCAGCUGUGCCAUUUCCUUUUUUGGAGAAGAGUACCGCUACGAGGGGGAUCCCAGGGGCCCAGAGGUAGCAGAAGCCUGGUAGCUAAUCAGUGGAAGGGAGGAGGGCUGAGCUGGGCACACAACCACACGCACACACCCAAGUGCAGAAACGAUAUAGAGGAAGCCACUUUCAGGACGGACUCUUGGAAAAGUGUUUUGCGAUCACAGAAAAAGGAACUGCCAGAGAGAAUGCAAAAUGCUAUAACAAGGAACCAACCAUUGGCCAGUUGCAGGAGGUUUCAGGAGGGAAGGGUCCUCCGUUUACAGGAGCCCCCUCCCUAUGGAUGAAGUCAGAGGCUGCAGGCAGACAUGGAUACCAAGACACAGCCGCGGUGGUAGGGUUCCUUUCUUCCGUUCUGACAGACACAAGAGGUAGACGGGGGCUCAUUUCCCUUCCAAGUAGCAAAAUGCAGUAUAAGGCAAAGUUUAAGCACUCUUUGUAUGCUCUGAAAGCCACAAAUGGGUGGCAGGUUGGGAAGGUCUUUUCAGAAUCUGGGAAACAGCCUGUUGAGAAACUUAACUGCAAAUUCCAGACAGGACAAAGGCAACAUGACCCAUUCCUCCCCCAAGUUACAAAUGAAAGACAUCCAUGGUCCAGUAACAUGAUUUAUUAUAUAAAGCCAGCAAGGGGUGCGUGCGCACACUGGCCAGAGAUGGAAACAGCUCUCAAGAGUACCCCACACCAACUGGCAGAGAUAAACACACACGGGGGGGGGGAGACUGACUCCCCCACAGCAAAGUAUCUGAGGAACUGGCUACAUGAGCUCAUGAAAAGGCAGAUGCAUAACAUUCCUCCAGCGGAAGGGGGGAGGGCAGAAGGGAAGUUCAGUACAGAGAAAAGAAAGCCGGGAAGGGGAGGGCCAGUUUUGUCUUGCUAUGGAGAUCCUGCCAGGCAGAGCAGGAAGUGCAACUGCCAGGGCUGGAGGGGCUACACAGUCACUGUGGGUGGCAAGAGUGUCAACGCCUGCUCCCCAACGGGGCCCAGCGGACCCUGUGUCCGCCCUGCAGGACGGAACAGCGGCUGGAGCCAAGGCCUGCUCCUCUGCCCAUAUCUGCUCUCGCCACUGCAGAGGCCGCUUGGGGAACAAGAGAGGCUUGCCAAGGACCUUCUGGGUUGGGAGCACUUUUGCCAGCCGCAGGGAGGGAUGGGGUUGGUUGGGCAGAAGUUGGAGGGCAAAGCCGCUUCCUUCCUCCGUGGCUGGCAGGGGCAGCAUGGGGCCAUGGCCUCUGUCACGUCAAACGGAGGGAGAGACGGAUGGCUGCAGCUCUGGCAGCAGUGGCGGACAGGGACCCUUCUCCAAAGCUGCAUGGGAAGGGGGCACCUGGUGGGGGUGGGCCACCCUCACUGUAGACAUACAUGUACCUCCCUCUCCCAUGCUGGGGUGAGCUUCUGCAGAAACAGCUUUGCUGGCCUGCAGGAGGGAGAGGCGAAGGAGAGGGAGGGGGCCCCCACCUCCCAGCAAAACCUCCGGCGGACAAAGUGACAGGGAAGUGCACCCGCAUUCAAGCCUGAGACCUGGCCGGGGGGGGGGGGGAGGGGAUCAUUCUUCCCUGCUGCUUCUGGGGGGGGCUUGGACAUGCAGGAUGCCUG
Molecule: messenger RNA, 2622 nt
Organism: Rhineura floridana
Lineage: Eukaryota; Metazoa; Chordata; Lepidosauria; Squamata; Rhineuridae
Exons: 2
Coding region: 1316-2515 (399 amino acids)
Source: RefSeq, a predicted model, not a curated record